Molecule: messenger RNA, 8540 nt
Organism: Globicephala melas (long-finned pilot whale)
Lineage: Eukaryota; Metazoa; Chordata; Mammalia; Artiodactyla; Delphinidae
Gene: BAHCC1
Product: BAH domain and coiled-coil containing 1
Molecular function (GO): chromatin binding
Source: RefSeq, a predicted model, not a curated record
AUGGAUGGCCGCGACUUCGCACCGCCGCCGCAUCUGCUGUCGGACCGCGGGAGCCUGGGCCACCGCAGCGCCGCCGCUGCCGCGCGCCUCGCCCCGGCCGGGCCCGCUGCGCAGCCCCCGGCGCACUUCCAGCCCGGAAAGUACUUCCCGUCGCCGCUGCCCAUGGCUUCGCACACAGCCAGCAGCCGCCUGAUGGGGAACUCUCCGGCCUCCUCUUUCAUGGGCAGUUUCCUCACCAGCAGUCUGGGCUCAGCGGCCUCCGCGCAUCCCAGUGGCCCCAACCCCUCCCCCUCGGAUCAGGCCUACCGUGGCUCCCACCCCACCACCUCCCAGAUCUGGUUCUCCCACUCCCACGAAGCUCCAGGGUACCCCAGAUUUUCAGGGAGUCUGGCAUCUACCUUCCUACCCAUGAGCCACUUGGAUCACCAUGGAAACAGCAAUGUUCUCUAUGGGCAACAUCGUUUCUAUGGAACCCAAAAAGAUAACUUCUACCUGCGCAACCUGCCGCCCCAGCCCACGCUCCUGCCCGCCAACCACAACUUCCCCAGCGUGGCCCGGGCCGCCCCCGGCCACCCCAUCGGCUCCUGCAGCCGCGACCGGGGCGAGGCCGGCCACCUGCAGAAGGGCGCCAAGGAGUUCGACCGCUUCCUCAUGGGCAAAGAGAAAGCCGGCAAGGCGGCCGAGGGCAAGGAGCGGCCGGCGGUGGAGGAGGACGUCGUCAGGGGGCGGCACAAGCUGGUGCUGCCCAUACCGGGGGACUCGCACUGCAAGGAGGGUGGCGUGGCCCGGGGUGCCUGCGAGGGCCGCCCCAAACACCUGGCCUCCUGCCUUCUCAACACCAAGGUGCUCGACGGUGAGCUGGGCAGGUCCGCGCUGGCCAGCUGCGCGGGGGGUGUGCUGGGGCGGCCGGGUGUGGGCGUGCCGGCCUCCGGACGCUGCACCAAGGAGGCAGCCGGCCCCGUGGAGCCUGGGCCAGCCUUCGGCGAGUGCCUGGAGCGGAGGCAGCUGCUGCACCAUGCCGUGCCCUACACGGUGCCGUCUGGCCUGCCCGCCGGGCCGCCCCCACCCCUCAGCACGGCCGCCGGCUCCUUCCCCUGCCUGCAGCUGCAUGGGGGCCCGGAUGGGCUCUGCCCCCUGCAGGACAAAGUCCCCCGGGACCCGAAGGCCAGCGGGCCCACCUUCGUGCCUUCCGUGGGACACCUGGCCGACAAGAGCCGCCCGUUCCAGGUGGCCGAGGCCUGUGCCGUGGCGGGUGAGGGCAAGGACCGGCACCUGGAUGGGGCUGCAGUGCCUGACCAUGCUGCGCUUUAUGGGGUCUCCUAUGCCCACCUGAAGGCCGAGGGCAAGGGCGAGCGGCGGCCCGGGAGCUUCGAGGCGGCCCUCAACCCCCGGCUGAAGGGCCUGGAGUACCUGGACAGCGCAGGCCCCGAGGCCCCCUUUCCGGGGCUCCCCAAAGCAGGUCUGGACAAAAGCGGCUACUUUGAGUUACCCGCCCCCUCACAGGACUGCGCCCGGCCAAGUCACCAGGACCCGUUGGGCGGGAAAGUCACCCAGGCCUGCUGCACUUUAGACAAGACUGCCAGCAAGGAGACCCCUGUGGGUGCCCCCGGGGCCCAGAAGGUGGCUCGUAUCCGGCAUCAGCAGCAGUCGGUGGCCCCCGAGGUAGAGCCGGGGGGCAGCGGGGCUGAGGCCAAGCGCAAGUCUCUGGAGCUGGCGUCUCUGGGCUACGGCGGGCCGCCCCCGCACCCCUGGAGUGUCCAGUCGGGCCAGGGGGCCGCCGUGGCCAUCAGCGAGGAGUGCAAGGCUGGCGCCUACCUGGACCCCUUUGGCGGCACCCUGCAGCAGGCCGCCCUCCUGCCUCAGGACCUGCCCGCCCCGCCUGACGAGGUCUCGGCCAUGAAGAACCUGCUCAAGUACAGCAACCAAGCACUGGUCGUCGGCCAGAAGGUGCCCUUCGUGGGCCUGGGGGGCCUGAAGGCCAGCUGUGCCCAGCAGGACGGGAAGUUCCCCGCCUCCAAGGGCACGGGCCAGGCUCCCGGCGACAUGGAAAGGCCCGACUGUGCCCGAAGCCGAGAGCACGACGCUCCGCAUGGCGAUGGGGAGGUGCGGCAGCCGCCUGUGGGCAUUGCGGUGGCCUUGGCCCGGCAGAAGGACACGGUGAGCCGGGCGGAGUCAGCCUACAGUGCCAACACAGGGCGGCAGGGCCGGGCAGCCCCCGCCUUCAAAGCUGGCGGUGGGCCCCGCUCCGCCCACGCUCUGGACCUGGAGGCCGAGGAGGAAAGGGUGCGUCUGUGCGAGGACCGCUUGGGGCUCGCCGGCCGUGAGCUGCUGCUGCAGGACAACAAGGACCUCGUGGAGUUCGCCCGGAUCCACCCGUCAAGCGGCUGCCCUGGAGACCUGGCCCCCCAUCUCAUGAUCGCCGGGGGCUCCUCCCUGCAGAGCAGCCAGCUGGGCGGGGACCCAGCCCCCCAUCCCCACCCUGCCCACCCCCCCUGGCUGCCCCGCACCCGCAGCCCCUCCCUGUGGAUGGGGGGACAUUCCUACGGCCUCGGGCACCCUGCCCUGCACCAGAACCUGCCCCCCGGCUUCCCUGCGUCCGUGCCUGGCUCCAUGCCCCCCGUCUUCCCCCUCUCCCAGGAUGCCCCCACACAGCUCGUCAUCCUGCCUCCUGAGCCCACGCCCCACGCCGCCCCCCAUGCGCUUGCUGAUGUCAUGGACCAGGCUUCACUGUGGCCCCCCAUGUACGGGGGCCGGGGCCCUGCCUCCCACAUGCAGCACCCAGGCCAGCUCCCUGUCUACUCGCGGUCCCAGUUCCUACGGCAGCAGGAGCUCUACGCCCUGCAGCAGCAGCAGCAGCGGGCCGCUCAGGCUCUGGAGCAACAGCGGGCCACCCAGUUCCAGCAGAAGCCUGAGGACCGCCACCUGGAGCUGGAGGAGCCCGCCCAGGAGAAGGCCUUGAAGUCCACCCACAAGCCAGUUGCCUUAACCCCCACGGCCAAGGGCACCCCCUCACCCGCCACCGCAGGCCCUGCCAAGCUGUCACCCUGCUGCCACUCUCCCGCCCCGAAGCCCCCCGCCGCCAGCUGCCCUACACCACCGCCGCAUCCUGGCGCCCCGUGCACUUUAUCCGUCUGCCCCACCGGCAGCCCCGGGCCAGGCUCCAAGCUGCCCAGCGCCGAGGAGAAGAGUGGGGAGGGCCAGCGGCCCGGAGCCGACCUCAACACGUUGGAACCAGACCUGCCUCCCGGAUACACGUGCCCUGCGGCGGGCUCGGGCUUCUCCCUGCCCCGCAUUGUGCACUCAUCUGACCUCUCGGACCCCGAAACUAUGCAAACCGCCCCGCCGGGGGCCCAGCCUGAGCUGGCCAGGACGUUCCCACCCGGGGAGCUGGGCCCACACAGCCCCCAGAACCUGGAGGAGCCUGGGCUGCCCUCAGGGGCCAGGGAGGCCACCCAGGACCUUGCCGCACACCCCAACCCUGCCGAGCGGGGACCCCCGGGGAAGGCAGCGGACCCCAGCCCACUGGAGGGGCUGCGAGAACUGCAGUGUGGGGCCCUCCUCGAGGGAGGGGGACCUGAGGCCACUGGCCAGGCUGAUUCUACUCAGGGAGGGGCCCAAGAGGAGAGGACCACAGAGGAGGGACGGGAGGAGGGAGAGCAGGGGCCCUCAUUGGGGGCCAGCCCCCAGGCCACAGAGCAGCCGGCAAGGAGCCUGGGUGCCCCGGAUCAGGCCACGCCGGGCGAGCAGCAGGCCCCUGCAGAAGCAGAGGCGGAGGAGGCGGCCAAGUUCAAGGAGGCCGAGCUGGAGGAGGAGGAGGAGGAGGACUGGGGGCUGACUCCCGAAAACAGCCAGCCGCCCAGGGAGCUGCCGGGUCUGGACGCCCUGGUGGCAGCCACCAUCAACCUGGGGGAUCUGCCCGCUGUCAGCCCACUGGACCCUCAGCCCCGCACUGUCCCUGGGCCACCCAGCACAGCUCCCCUGCCCCGUAGCUCAGGGAUUCAUGGCAUUGCCCUGCUCAGCGAGCUGGCCGACCUGGAAAUCCAGCAGCAGAGGACUGAGCCAGACCUACAAGAGGAGGAGGAUGUGCUAGCCUUCAACCUGCAGCGCCUGGCCACGCUGGCCUCAGCCUGGUCCCUGGUAGAGGCUGCUGGCCUGGACAGCCCCGCCUCCUUGGCCCAGCCCUCCACUGCCGACUCCUGCAGGGCUCCCACGCUCACCCCCCGUAUGCAGAUCCUGCAGCGCAAGGACACCUGGACCCCCAAGACCAAGCCUGUAUGCCCACUGAAGGCUGCCAUCGACCGGCUGGACACACAGGAGGUAGAGAUGCGCGUGCAGCUGGCGGAGUUGCAGAGGCGCUACAAGGAGAAGCAGCGGGAGCUGGCCCGGCUGCAGCGCAGGCAUGACCAUGAGAGAGACGAGAGCUCGCGGAGCCCUGCCAGGCGAGGCCCCGGCCGGCCACGGAAGCGCAAAUACUCCAGCUUGCUGCCUGCCCUGCGACCCAGCGAAGGCAAGAAAGUCAAGGCAGUGCGGUCCAGCCUGAGCCUGCUGUGCACCGAGCUGCGGGGCGGCGAUGAUGAGCCCUCGAAGAAGCGAGGCCGGCUGGAGAAGGGCACCUACGCGGGCCUGCAACCCGCAUCUGCGGAGAAGGUUCGGUGCAAGAAGAGCAGCGGUCAGGGCGACCUGGCAUCUGCAGUGGCCCACAAGGUGGCCCAGCUGAAGCCGAAGGUCAAGAGCAAGGGGCUGCCCACCAGCCUCAGCCCCUUCCGGCGGAAGGAGGCCACCCCAGGGGGUCGCAUCCGGAAGAAGCUGUCGCGAGCCAAGAGCGCCAAGGUGUCUGGGGCAGCCCGGCACCCACAGCCAGAUGGUGGUGCUGCUGGCAGGGAGACACCUAAGUUCCCAGCCCAGCCGGCAGCGGCCACAACACAUGAGGCAGGCAACGGCUCGGACAGUGAAAACUGCGAGGGUCUGUUGGAAACAGAGGCACCUCCCAAGGAGCCCGGGCUGGCACUGCACGCUGGGGCCCGCGUGGCCGUGCUGGGGCCCUCGCCCUCCUCCGUGGUCAAGAUGGAGGCCAACCAGAAGGCCAAGAAGAAGAAGGAGAGGCAGGGCUUGCUAGGGGCCUGCCGCCUGUCCAGCCCCGAGAGUGAGGUCAAGGUCAAGAGGAGGACGGUGAAGGCCAAGGUGGGCGGCAAGCUGGAGCGGGCCCCGGGGCGCAGGCCCCCAGGUGGGCCUGGCAAGAAGAAAGCCAAGGGCAAGGCCAAGGGCAGCCUGCGGGCAGAGCCGGGGGCCACACCCGGCAGGGAAGCCCUCUGCAGCCCCACCCGGGCCUUCACCUGCCACGAGGAGGGCAGCAGGCUGGCCAGUGAGCGCCUCAAGAGAGCCACGCGCAAGAGCACGGUGCUCCAGCCAGGGCUGCGGUCACACUCUGGGACUCCUAUUCAGGGUCACACUCAGGGUCGGCCUGAGUCACACCAUGGUCAGGCUGGGGGCAGGAAGGCUGGUGCCACCCUCACCUCAGCCCCUCCCCUCCGACAGCGGAAGAACGGGGCCCUGUCCAUCGCCCUGUCGCCCCGCAACGCCAAGGCCAUCCUGGGGAGGGGCAGGAAAGCGGGCAAGGUGAAAACCAAGGCUGCCGGCAAACAGGGCAAGGGCCGGGCGGUGAGCCGGCUGCUGGAGAGCUUCGCAGUGGAAGACGACUUUGAGUUUGAAGACAGCAGCAGCCUCUCAGAGGAGGAGGAGGCCAGGGGCCCCCUGAGCGCCGAGCAGAGCGCCGCCUUGGCACGCUCAUGCACCAUCCACAAGGAGGACCUACAGGACGGGCUGCCCGUGCUCAUCCCCAAAGAGGACAGUCUGCUAUACGCAGGCAGCGUCAGGACCCUGCAGCCCCCCGACAUCUACAGCAUCGUCAUCGAGGGUGAGAGAGGCAACCGGCAGAGGAUCUACUCACUGGAGCAGCUGCUGCAGGAGGCGGUUCUUGAUGUCCGGCCACAGUCCAGCAGGUACCUCCCGCCCGGCACGAGGGUCUGUGCCUACUGGAGCCAGAAGUCCCGCUGCCUGUACCCAGGCAGCGUAGUGCGAGGCGCCUCCAGUGAUGAGGAAGACGACCUGGACUCCGUGGUGGUGGAGUUUGACGAUGGGGACACCGGCCACAUUGCUGUCUCCAACAUCAGGCUGCUGCCUCCGGACUUCAAGAUCCAGUGCACAGAGCCCUCGCCAGCCCUGCUGGUGUCCAGCGGCUGCCGAAGGACCAAGAAAUCUUCCUGCGAGGCGCCCCCACCUGGUGAGGCCGCCGCUCCCAGCCUGUCUCCCAAGGCACACGAUGGCCCUGAAGCCUCAAAGACCCCCGGGAAGAAAUCCGCAGGCAAAGACAAAGCUGGCAAAGCGGAGCUCCUGGCCUCUGGCACCAAGCCCUCCGCGGGGGCCUCAGACCACUUCCUGGGCCGCCGGGGCAGCCCGCUGCUGAGCUGGUCCGCGGUGGCGCAGACCAAGCGGAAGGCGGUGGCCACGGCCGCAGCAGGUGGCAAGGGGCCGGGCGUGCUGCAGAACCUCUUCCAACUCAACGGCAGCGCCAGGAAGCUGCGGGCCCGCGAGGCGCUCUUCCCCGUCCACAGCGUGGCUGCUCCCGUGUUUGGCAACGGCUUCCGCGCCGACUCCUUCAGCAGCCUGGCCAGCUCCUACGCUCCCUUUGUCGGCGGGGCCGGGCCCGGCCUGCCCGGGGGUGCCCACAAGCUGCUGCGGGCCAAGAAGGCCGAGCGGGCGGAGGCCGAGAAGGGCGGGCGGCGGCGGGCGGGCGGCGAGUUCCUGGUCAAGCUGGACCAUGAGGGCGUGACCUCCCCCAAGAGCAAGAACUGCAAGGCGCUGCACGCGGGUGACAAGGAUGUGGGGCCCAGGCCAGGGAGGCCCCUGCCCGGCCCCAGCUAUGGGCACCCGGCCCUUGUGGGCAAGGACAGGAAGGGGCGGUCGCCUGUCCACCCGCUGCCCAUGGGGCUGGCGCUGCGCAAGUUCGCAGGCCAGGCCGAGUACCCGCUGCCCUGCGACAGUGACUGCCACAGCUCCUACUCGGACGAGGAGGAGGACGGGCCUGGCCUGGCCCCCGGCGUGCCCUCCCGCUUCCUCGCCCGCCUUUCCGUGUCCUCCUCCUCCUCGGGCUCAUCCACCUCCUCCUCCUCUGGCUCCCUGUCCACCUCCAGCCUCUGCUCCUCGGAUGACGAGGGCUCCUCCUACAGCUCAGACGAGGAGGACCCAGCCCUGCUGCUGCAGACCUGCCUCACCCACCCGGUGCCCGCCCUCCUGGCCCAGCCCGAGGCCCUGCGCUCCAAGGGGGCUGGCCCACACCCGCACGCCCAGCGCUGCUUCCUGUCCAGGGCCGCGGUGGCCGGUGGGGGCGUGGGCGCGGGCCCCAGCAGUGGCAGACCCAGGCUCAAGCGCAAGGAGGCCCUGAGCUUCUCCAAAGCCAAAGAGCUGUCCCGGAGGCAGCGGCUGCCCUCCGUGGAAAACCGGCCAAAGAUCUCAGCCUUCCUGCCUGCCCGGCAGCUCUGGAAGUGGUCGGGGAACCCCACACAGAGACGCGGCAUGAAGGGGAAGGCCAGGAAGCUGUUCUACAAGGCCAUCGUCCGGGGCAAGGAGACGCUUCGCAUCGGGGACUGUGCCGUCUUCCUGUCAGCUGGGCGGCCCAACCUGCCCUACAUCGGCCGCAUUGAGAGCAUGUGGGAGUCGUGGGGCAGCAACAUGGUGGUGAAGGUCAAGUGGUUCUACCACCCAGAGGAGACCAAGCUGGGGAAGCGGCAGAGCGACGGGAAGCAGAACGCGCUGUACCAGUCCUGCCACGAGGAUGAGAACGACGUGCAGACCAUCUCCCACAAGUGCCAGGUAGUGGGGCGCGAGCAGUAUGAGCAGAUGACACGGAGCCGCAAGUGCCAGGACCGGCGGGACCUCUACUACCUGGCGGGCACCUACGACCCCACCACCGGGCGCCUGGUGACGGCCGAUGGUGUGCCCAUCCUGUGCUGAGCCUGCACAGACCGGCUGCAGGUGACCCACCUGCCCCGCCAUGCCCAGUGACAGAGCCACAGGGACGUGAGGACGUGAGGACCCAGCCCCAUGCCUCCGAGCGGGAGGCUGGCCCACACCUCGGAGGGGCAGGUCUGAGCAAAUAUGCAAACCCACCAAGGCAAGAUCCAGGCUUUUUUAUUAUUUUCCCUGGAAGGAGAGAGAGCUUUUGGGCAUCAGAACCCAGUUCAUCCGUCUGCUGCGGAGGGUCAGCUGUGCCCCGACUGGGACCUACCGGCCCUCUCUGUUUUCCCACAUCGGCAGUUCACGAGAGAUUAGAAUCCAAGCCAUAUUUUCCCUAGUACCUCCGACUGUCUCCCACCAGGGAAAGCAGAAAUCAGGUGUGUUGUCUAUUUAUUUCUCUAUGUAAAUAUUGUAUUUCUGCGGGAAAGUUUUAUGGAAAAAAAGCCGAAAAGGAUUUUUUUUUCCUCACAUGCGUAACGAGGGUACGCGUGCGUGAGUGUGUGUGUGUGUGUGUGUGUGUGUGUGUG